This is a messenger RNA of Hyla sarda, 2578 nucleotides long. RefSeq names its product golgin subfamily A member 6-like protein 22. The transcript has 11 exons. The record is from RefSeq and is a predicted model, not a curated record. Lineage: Eukaryota; Metazoa; Chordata; Amphibia; Anura; Hylidae. Bases 635 to 2143 code for a protein of 502 amino acids.
GUAACACACUGUAACAAACCCCUCUUCAUGUACUCUCCCUACUACUGGGGUGACACACUGUUACAACCCCCCUCUCAUGUAACUACCUUACUACUGGGGUGACACACUGUAACAAACCCCCUCCUCAUGUAAUUACCUUACUACUGAGGUGACACACUGUAACAAACCUCCUCCUCAUGUAAUCUCCUGAAAACUGGGGUAACACACUGUAACAAACCACCUUCUCAUGUAAUAUCCUCAAAACUGGGGUAACGCAAUGUAACAAACCCCUUCCUCAUGUAAUUACCUUACUACUGGGGUGACACUGAGGUUUCUUCACAACAACAGUGGCUGUGCAGGAAUCAUAUGACCUAUACUUCAGCUCAGCCCCGCCUCCUCCAUAGCAUCACCAAAGGUCCUUCAACCAUCUGUCCUAUCCUGCAAGGCUGAGCUUUGCCCCUACAUGUAACUGGUCACAUGAUGGUGACAUCAUGAAAAGUCCUUCACCUUUACCAUCUAGUCGGCCAGUUGAGGGACGAGGCGGAGGGAGGGUGAUGCAUCAGUGUGAAGAAAAGUUAUACAAUCAUCGACUGGAACAUUUUUAAUCAACAUUUGAAGUACAGAAUAUAUCCAGCAAACCAUAUCAGUUAGCUUGAUGCAAGACAUCAUUGAACAGAGAGUAGGUGCUCUCCCCUCCCAGAAGAAUCACAUAAGGAAAGGGAGUGGAUCCCCAGAAGAAAACAUAACUACAAGAAAAAUAAAGCUUCAGACGUCUUUCCCUCCGAUUCACCUCAGUCUCAUCUCCAACUCGAAACCGCUGGAUAGAAAACUCAAGGAUCAUGCAUCAAACUCAGAUCUUUCUAGAGAAAUGCGAGGGGAAAAAAUCAAUUUACCACAAGUGGAAAAAGCAUUAGAGAAAACCCCCAAGCCUGCUAAGACAUUCCUUGACAAGUCCAAAUAUUCCAAGGAUUUUGGAUGCACCACUAGUAAUCUGGUAAACGUGCCUACAUUUUGUUUCGAUGGACAAAAGGAAAGUAGACUGGAAAAGCAAAUGUGGCUGGAGAUACCAGUUCCAAAGACCACAGACCGCUUGUCUCCUGAGAUAGUCAAGCUUCCAGAAUGUCAGUCAUGCAAAAAUGAGAAGAAAAUAAGAAGUGAUUUUGACAAGGUCCUUGUACAGACAAAGAGGGAGAAAGAAGCCCUGCAGCUGAAAGUAAGUGAGUUAGAGGCUGAGCUGAGAAAACAAGAAGCCAAUAAGAAGUCCAAAGAAGAACAUGAACGUACAGCUGUCAGUUCUGAUGCAUUAUAUGAAGGAUUCCUUUUCAUGGAAAGUUGUGAAAAUAAUUUCAGGAAACAACUUGCAAGUUCUGAAGACUAUCUUAAGCUUGAGAAGAGUAACAGAGAGAAACAAGAAAAGAUUGGCUGUUUGCUGAGAGAAACUGAAGAACUAAAUACAAAGCUCAAUACAAUACAAAACACUGAAAAAGACCAGGAACAGUUGUUAAAAAGUGAGCAAAAGAAAUUCAUUUCUGAUAUAGAAGACUUGAAGUCGCAGCUUGAAAAGGCCAAGGAGCGUGAAAACCUGAAAGUGUUCAGUCUGGAGGGAGAGAAGGCUGAAAUCCUUAUGCAAUUGGAGACUACAAAGGCUGAUCUAGAAAGGCUGAAGAAAAGACGCUCACCAGUAAUAGCUGAAUUACUCAAGGAAAAAGACUGCUACUUAUUGGAGAUUGAGAAACUGAAAGCUUACUCCGAGAAGAUGAAGGAAGAAAACUUGUCUUUGUCAGACACAAUUAAAGCAUUACAGCAGGAACUGGAUAAGAGGUCCAUAUCUUCCUGUUUUAGUCCCCCAGUAUACACAGCUGGCGCCGAGGUUCUACUGAUCUCUCAUCGGAAUGCACCAGAAUAUACUCACACAGAAGCAACAGAUUACAAAUUCCAGGAGAUCGGCACAUGUGGAAGAGCACCACCUUCUUAUAAAAGUUCUUCUGCAGUGGAAGAAGAUAACACCAUGAAGGAAAUUUACAGGCAGAUGAAACGAGAAAGGAACCUGUUACUUGAUGUCAUGGUUAUCAUGUAUGAGAGAAGAUGGUUUGUUGAAGAAGCUGUGCCACAUGUCAGAAGAGCCCUAAGGAAAUGUGGAGCCCUAUCAUUUGGUGCAGAUUAGGCAAGGAAUGCCUGAAAUAUUCGUCAGCAUCAAAACCAGUGUAUUGUGACAGUAACAAAAUGGGGUUUCCGCUUCUAAAACCCAACACAUUUGGAACUUUGCUAUGUAUUUCAUUGUCAUAGAAUAAUUUUUUGCAGUGUAUAUGAAUGAGGUGAACGCUGACAUACAAAUAAAGUUGUCAUUGUCUCAGAGCAUUCCCAAUCUCCUGAAUGGCAAAUCUGCAUAAAUCCCGUUUUUACAUUACUGGACUUUCAGACUGGCUAGAUGGGUGAAAACCAUUCACUGAAAUGGUAAAUGUUUAACAAGAAAAACUGUGUGUGACAGCUGAAGUUAAUGACUUUUGAUUAACAAAAAAACGAAGUGAAUAUUUUGACAUAAACUCACCUGAUUUUUUGAGUUACAUGAGAAACAAUUAUUUAUACUCACUGAGAAGAU